Spodoptera litura is the source of this 1078-nucleotide messenger RNA. RefSeq names its product pancreatic lipase-related protein 2-like. The record is from RefSeq and is a predicted model, not a curated record. Gene Ontology annotation, biological process: lipid catabolic process. Gene Ontology annotation, molecular function: serine hydrolase activity; lipase activity. Lineage: Eukaryota; Metazoa; Arthropoda; Insecta; Lepidoptera; Noctuidae.
CAUCAGUUUAGUAUCGAUCAAGGAAGAUGUUGAAACUCGCCCUCAUUCUUGCUGCUUUGGCAGUGAUCCGCGCAGAUGAUGUAUCGAACACCUAUUACCUGUACACGCUGGAAAACCACUAUGAACCUGAGAUUAUGGACCCUAGGGUGCCCUUUUCAAGAUACUCUAAUUUCAAAAUAACAGACAACACAGUUAUUUUGGUUCAUGGGCAUCAAGGCAGCGUGCACUCUGAAUUUAACACCCUCGUUAAAGAUGCUAUUUUAUAUCAUCAACGUCCUCAUAACGUUAUCGUGGUUGACUGGAGCAGAGAAGCUAAUCAGGGAUAUAGUGCCGCAAGACAGUCUGUGCCUUUGGUAGCUCAUCAUUUAGCUAAUUUUAUAAACUGGCUAGAAACUGAAGCCAGAUUAAUCAGGAGCACAUUGCAUUUGGUUGGUUUCAAUCUUGGAGCUCACAUUGUUGGUCAAGCUGGCCGCCGACUGGACCAAGGAUUGGGCAGAGUCGGAAGAAUCACUGGUUUGGACCCAGCUGCUAGCCGAUGGGGCAGUGAUUCCGGAAGAUUAGCAGACUCUGAUGCCAUGUACGUCGAAGUUAUCCACACAGAUAUCACAGGACCUGGCUCGAAUGGUAUUGGAACCGCAAUUGGUGACAUCAACUUCUUCGUCAACGGUGGUAGCAACCAACCAGGCUGCAUCGGUCAUGUUUGCAACCAUAACCGUGCCUACGAGGUCUUUGCGGCAUCUAUGAGCAACAGUGGACUUGUCGGAUACCCCUGCAGCACAGACUUGCAAAAUACACUCAACAGGUGCAGAGGAGAUCCAUUGCACAUGGGUGGCUUACUACUGUCCAAAACAGGUUCCAAAAAAUACCGUGUCAACACAAGUGGAAGGUGGCCCUAUUAAUGAAAUUGAUCUAAAGACAACACCGAACACUCGAUGAUUGUUUACGGUUUGAAAAACAGCCUGUAUGUGGAAAAUACCCGAAAAACAAUUUAAUCUCACUUUUGGUUUAGUCUUUCUGGAGACUUAAAUGAUGUACAUAAAUCGUACUUAUUGAAUUAUACUUAUUGCUUAUUUCAAAA